This is a messenger RNA of Lotus japonicus, 635 nucleotides long. RefSeq lists its product as uncharacterized. The record is from RefSeq and is a predicted model, not a curated record. NCBI's taxonomy places the organism in Eukaryota, Viridiplantae, Streptophyta, Magnoliopsida, Fabales, Fabaceae. The transcript is spliced from 3 exons. The coding region runs from base 146 to 337 and encodes 63 amino acids.
CCAGCUUAAACCUUGCUGUGGGCCUGAGAAACAUAGGAAAGAGAUUAGAAAGGAAAAAAAAAAAACAAGAUUCCUGACACAACACAAGAGAGGAGAAGAGAACAGAGAAGAAGAAGAAACAAGAAUUUAGAGAAGAAAUCUCGGAAUGGCAGUGAUGGAGAACCUCAAGAUGUUCGUUGUUCAACAGCCUGUAGUCGCCGCUUCCUGUCUCAUCGCUGGCUUCGGACUUUUUCUUCCAGCCUUUGUGAGGCCCAUGCUGGAUUCAUAUCAGGGAACCAAGCCAGCUCCUCAACCUGCUUUAAACGAUGUGGUUGCAGGUAUGACUGGUAAAAAGUGAUUUCCCUGAGAUACAAGGGCAAAGUUGCCAACCUCCUUGUUUGAACUUAUUUGCAUUAUCAGUAUGAGAGAAAUAAGAGUACUGAAUACUAGAUAUUGGAUUCAGCUUCCUUUUGCUACGAUAUAUCUGUUCCGGCAUCAUUCAGUGGUUUCAUUUCAUAUUUAGGUUAGGAAUUGGGUUGAAUGUCAAUUUAAGUUCCGCUUGAAUAUUUUGUCUAUACUAGCAAAUGUGACUUCUGAAACAGGGAAUGUUAUCUCUUUGUGAUUUUAUUUUGAAAACGCCAACAAAAUGUUUGAAA